Messenger RNA from Urocitellus parryii (Arctic ground squirrel), 717 nucleotides. It is a transcript of the gene Mymk, whose product is annotated as myomaker, myoblast fusion factor. The record is from RefSeq and is a predicted model, not a curated record. NCBI's taxonomy places the organism in Eukaryota, Metazoa, Chordata, Mammalia, Rodentia, Sciuridae. Gene Ontology annotation, cellular component: membrane.
GCCAGUGCCCUCUUCUGCCCAUGGGGACCCUCGUGGCCAAACUGCUGCUGCCCACCCUCAGCAGCCUGGCCUUUCUCCCCACUGUCAGUGUGGCGGCCAAGAGGCGUUUCCACAUGGAGGCCAUGGUCUACCUCUUCACCAUGUUCUUCGAGGCGCUCCACCACACCUGUGAAGGGCCCGGCCUGUCGGUGCUCUGCUUCCUGCGCCAGGAUCUCCUGCAGUACUUCAGCAUCUACGGGACGGCGCUGAGCAUGUGGGUCUCCCUGAUGGCGCUGGCCGACUUUGACGAACCUCAGAGGUCAACGUUUGUGAUGCUUGGCGUCCUGACCAUCGCCGUGCGGACCUACCACGACCGCUGGGGUUACGGGGUGUACUCGGGCCCCAUCGGCAUGGCCGUCCUGGUCAUCGCAGCCAAGUGGCUGCAGAAGAUGAAGGAGAAGAAGGGCUUGUACCCCGACAGGAGCGUCUACGCCCAGCAGAUAGGCCCUGGCCUCUGCUUUGGGGCGCUGGCCCUGAUGUUGCGCUUCUUCUUUGAGGAUUGGGACUACACCUAUGUCCAUAGCUGCUACCACUGUGCCCUGGCCAUGUCCUUCUUCCUGCUGCUGCCCAAGGUCAACAAGAAGGCUGGAAACGCAGGGCCCCCGGCCAAGCUGGACUUCUCCACGCUUUGCUGCACUUGUAUCUGAUCACACUGCCCAGCUCCAAGCCCUGCCCUCC